AUGGAUAAACCAUAUAAGCCGGAUGGGUCAUCGCUGAGUAGCGGCAGUGAUAACAGUGUGAUCAGCGCCGACUCCCCCACGGGCGCCCCAGUUCUCCGGUUUAUGCACAAAGCCUAUGGGGCUCUUGGAGCAUUCAUCGCUCGGCAUGCCGUGGCCACGAUUGUCAUCACAACAAUUAUGACAAUAGUUUUUGGACUUGUCACUUUGAACACAAAGUGCGUAAUCUUCGAUUUCUAGGAAACUUUUUGCUCACUAAAUAUCUAAAAACAUCAUUUUACUGUAAAAGUUAAUUGUUUACAGGAAGGAGAGCGAUCUUCUUGCAUAUGCUCCGAAUGGCGCCCGAAGUCGAGAAGAAUACAAUAUCUAUCAAGAGUUCUUCGAUAAUCAUGGCCAAGGCAUCACAAUGUUCAUCUUGAUCACGCCCAAGGAUAAUGGGACAAUGAUUAGAAAUGAGUAUUUAAAUGCGAGUGUUCAAGUGUUGGAUACGAUUUAUGGAAAGUUCAAAAUGCCCUCAAAGGAUGGGAAGAAGCUCGAGACGUUUCCGGAAUUUUGCAUGGGAUUCUGUCAGCUGAACGAACCGGUUCGACAGUUUUAUGUGAGUUUUCGGGCAUAAUUUGCAAGAAUGGGCCAGAUGAGAUCCCUUGUGUUCUGUGGUGCUGUAACUGCAAGAAUGGGUGAAUAUUACUGCGGUAGCUGAUUAUGACGGAAAUUCUCGUAGAUUUGUGUUUAUUCCAUAAAAGUAACCGGCUUGAUAAAACUAUAGAAACGACUUCAAAGUGUAGAGAAUACAUAGUAAAUGUUUACCGAACCUUGCAAAGAGGUUGUUGCUCACUCAUUGGGAAAUAUUUAUUAGCUGUAGUUUACUGAUCUCUAUUUGUCAUCAGUUCAGAAAUCAAAAAAUGUAUUUUUGUCAGCAUGACAAGCUACGGUUCUUUUUAAAAAACGUACAUCUUCGUUUCUCAAAAGGCCAAACCGUAUUUUACAAUAACACAGAGUGCUUUUAAAAGCCAGUAAAUUAAAUAUAUACUUUGCUUUUCAGAAUGGCUUCCAAAUUCAAAACGCCCUUCAGUCCAAGAACCAAGUGCUAAAUCCGCGAGUAAAUCUGAGCUAUCCAAUAACAUCUAUGUUCAACCGCAAAUUCACAAUACAAGCCAACUUCUUUGGAGUUGAAACCUUCGAUUUGGAGCACAUGGAGAUGUUUUAUGAAAAGAAACAGCCUCUAAUAUCCAAUUUGAAGAACGUUUCUUUGAUCGUUUUACAAGUCAGAGCUGAGAGAAAAGCCUGGUGGAGCGAUGAAGAUAUUGUGAGAUAUGAAACGGAUAUCCCGAAGUUUUUCAAACAGUAAGUUGACACAUUCAAUGCAGUAUAAAAUUGUAAAAUACUCAAAAUUAAAUCCUAACUUUAGAGAGUUCAACUCCUCAUUAAUUAAAGUCCUUGCAAUGUCCCCAAGUUAUGUUGGAAAGGAAGUUGAGCGCGCUGGAAUGAGUCUACAGCCGUUAAUCGCUGUUGGAUUCUUGAUCAUGACGUCAUUUACCGUAGUAACAACGAUUAUGUCAUCACUUUUUGUCCAACAAUACAACUGGCAUAAAAUUACGCUGGCUGUUACGGCCUGUGUGGUGCCACUGAUGUCUGUAUCCACAGCUUUCGGAAUGCUCUUUUCGAUCGGUGUUAGAUUCGGGCCGAUCCUAGCUGUCACUCCGUUGUUGAUUCUGGCUAUUGGUAAGUUGUCUGCAGUUGUCGCAAGGAGUGAUCUAUGCAGCCAAGUUUUUUCUUUCUUUAUGAAGCCAGAAUUUUGAUAGUUUUUGUAGGCACUGGCCAUAAAAUUUCAUAAAAUUCUCAUCAAAAUCUGUGCGUUGCUGCUUUGAAAUUUCCCCUUUAAACCAAUCGUAAAUUCUUCAGGUGUUGACGACUCCUUCUUGAUGCUGCAUGCUUGGCAACGAGUUGUAACUCGAGUCCGCGAAAAGACCAGUGUUGCCAACGACUCCAUCGAAAAGAGAAUUAGCAUGGUAUGUUCCUAUAGCAAGUAAUUCCAUAAAGAAUUCGUAACAUUCUUCUAUACCGUUCCCGAAUCUGUUUAUUAUAUUAUACAUAUUUUAGGUAGUGGCCGAGACCGGCGCUUCGAUCACUUUGAGUGCGGUCACCAACAUUUUUGCCUUUACCGUGGGAGCAUUAACUUCUCCACCGGAGAUUCAGCUGUUCUCCAUUGUAAAUGCCUUUGCUCUUUUCGUUGAUACCGCUUAUUCCUUUACAUUAUACGCCGCAAUCAUGGCAGUUUGUGGGAAAAUGGAGAUGAGAGAAGAGAACGAUAAUUACAGCAGACCGUCAAAGUUUCAGGAAAAGGUUAAGAAGAUAUUCUACACCGUCAUCGACUGGUACAUCAAUAUUCUCGGAAAGAUUUGGAUUAUUGUUCCAGUAUUGACGCUCCUGAUUGGCUAUUGGGGAAUUAGUGCCUAUGUGAGUUGAAUCUUUUGUAAGGGAUUGGCCUAAUGCAGGCAUUAUUCGAAAGAAAUUCGACCCUCGCGCAUCGCUUUGCGCACAACUUUUCUAUUUUUGGAUUUCCUGUCAAUCGAUUUCAGGGUGCCCUAAACAUGGGAAUUGAUCUCAGCUCGGAGAAAUUCUUCCUCAAAGACUCGGAUCUCCUCGAAGUAAGUGUAAAAUACGCUUUGUAGUUUUAUGAUAGAUAGUAUAUAAAUACAUAAAACAUUAUCUUUCAGGCGGACAAACUGAAGCAAAAGUUUGUGAUUCCCCAUUUUACUGCUCCGGCGAUUUUCGUAAACAACCCCGGAAAUCUGAGCGAUAUAAACCGGGUAAAUCGCCUGGAAAGUUUGGUCAAACACAUUGAGUCAAUGCCUGAGGCGAUUGGCGAAGAUUCCACAAAGUUCUUCUUGAGAGAUUACGCGGAUUAUGUGGCGGCCUUUAGUGAUCCUGAUUUCUUUGAGGAAUCUCAUGGGGAUCUGGCCAAGGAUGAGGAAAACAACUGGAAAUUUGAUGCUGAUUUAUUGGAGAAUUUCUUGGCAUGGCCUGAAUAUUCGUAUUGGGGAGGUUUUAUGAAGAGGAAUACGAAUACGACGUAAGAGCGGAUUAUUUUAGAAAUUUUGGCAUGCCUUAACUUUUCAAGCCAAAACUUUGCUAUGUAUAAGCCAAGUACUAAGUUCUGAAAAUUGUGGCUCGUAUUUGGAUAGCACAAUCGAUAUAUUCAAACGUAUUUAAAAAAAAACUCCACUCCAAAAUAUUACAAUUGGAAGUGUAAAACUACGCCUUUUUUCAGAGACGAUCAGCUGAUUUCCAAGUUCUUUUUGACCACCGGAUUUCACGGUGAGCGCCUGAAGCAUUGGUCGCAACGCCACUCGUUAUUGGACGACUGGAGAAAGAGUGUGGAUGCUUUCCCGUAAGUCACCAUUCUCUUACACGGCACCUUCCACAUUUGGUCAUACGUUCAUUCAAAUAAACCAACAUUUUAGUGAAUUCAACGUUUCCAUUUUCUACGACGACGCCCUUUUCCUCGACCUGGUCGAGGUGCUCCCAUCAUGCACUUGGCAAAGUGUUGUGGCCACAUUAAUUUGCAUGGCGUUCGUUUGUUUUGUAUUUUUCGUUGACUCAUUUACCGUGUCGAUGGCCACAAUGGCGAUCUUUUCGAUUUGUUUGGGAGAGAUUGGAUUCCUGCAUUUCUAUGGUAUAACUUUGGAUCCAAUUCUAAUGGCGGCGCUUAUAAUGUCCAUAGGGUUUUCGGUGGAUAUCCCGUGCCAUAUUUGUCAUCAUUAUUAUAAAACAAGUGAGUUGUAGUGUCAUUCAAAGAUAGAAUCAGCUCUUUUUAUAACAUUUACAAAAGAAAUUUUAUUCUUAAUAUAAGGAGUUUGUUGCCUGGAGGUUAUUUGGCCAAAACUGACACUUGGGACUUCUGAAAUGAUUUGUUAUAGAUAGGCCUUGUUGUAGAGGUGUUUAUCGUGCCUAGGGGAGGCUGUAUUUUUCUCAAAUUCAUAUCCCUUCUCUUGCAACGCAAAACCAAAGUUUUCAGAGUUCGAAGAGCAGAUCUACGACAAUGAGAAGACCGUGGUUUACAACCGUCUGAAGCACACCUUAAGUGCCGUCGGAUUCCCCGUGAUGCAAGCCGGAAUCUCCACAAAUCUCUGUGUUUUAUGCUUCCUGGCUGUUCCAAUUUACAUGGGCGAAGUCUUCGUUCUCUGCAUGUUACUCUGUAUUACCCUGGGCAUUCUGCACGGCCUUUUAAUCCUACCGGUCAUCUUCCAUCUACAGGCGAAGAUUAAUGUGUGGAGAGGGAAAAAGUAG
Bursaphelenchus xylophilus (pine wood nematode) is the source of this 4287-nucleotide messenger RNA. The record is from the annotation of a GenBank genome assembly. Lineage: Eukaryota; Metazoa; Nematoda; Chromadorea; Rhabditida; Aphelenchoididae.